AUGACUGAAUCCCAAGAGUCUUCAGAACGUGGGGACUACCAGGCGGAUCACGCUGCGCUCGAACCCAGAAGAUCUCUCUCUGCAGAAGGAAAGGUCUCUUUACCUCAAGAGGUAUCAGACCAAAGCAACUGUAAGAGAGAAGUUGAACGUAUUUGCAACUCCUCUGCGUUUGUUGCACGGGCUGUUGAGUCCCUAUGUAAGCAGGAGGUUCUCUCUAAAGGCGUGGACAUGAUUGAAGUUCUGAAUGACGUCGAGCGGGAGGAAGAGACUAUGUUCUCACCAGUACCUGAAUACCUCCAGAGAGAGUGGACGCAGCUAAAAUCGGGGAACAACGAACUUAGGAAAGUUAUUGAAUCGAGGGUUGACACAGUGGCAACGUUUCAGAACGAACGUGAAGGACGCAUUUCUUACAGUGCCGAAUCAAGAAUUGUUAUUGACCCCGCUGUUCCUUUGACCAUGCCAUACAGCAAAGAACGCCACAAUGUCUCUCACCCAGAGUGGAAGGAAAUGCAUAGUAGGUAUCAUGGAUUGUUUUUUGACCAAGGAGAGCCUGUGGUGUUCACUCCUCCAGCGGAGAACAAACGUAAGCAAGUUCAAAAGUUGCGUGAGGAGGAGGCAUAUUGGAAAAAGAAGUUUCAACGUCCUGAGCGGCAAUCUGAAGACCCACCCAAGAAGCUCAAGACAGUGCCAAGCGACUUUGUUCCAUCAUGUGCCAUUGUUGAUCAUUCCUCUGCGCGAGAAAAGUUGCUCCUGAAGAAGCAGCUUGAAAAAAACAAAACUGGGAAAAAAACGGUGGUCCCCCAGACGGCUGAGGUAGCUUUGUAUUAG
Molecule: messenger RNA, 828 nt
Organism: Trypanosoma grayi
Lineage: Eukaryota; Euglenozoa; Kinetoplastea; Trypanosomatida; Trypanosomatidae
Product: putative mucin-associated surface protein (MASP)
Exons: 1
Coding region: 1-828 (275 amino acids)
Source: RefSeq, a predicted model, not a curated record